This is a messenger RNA of Tuber melanosporum (Perigord truffle), 255 nucleotides long. RefSeq lists its product as uncharacterized. The transcript has a single exon. The coding region runs from base 1 to 198 and encodes 65 amino acids. The record is from RefSeq and is a predicted model, not a curated record. Lineage: Eukaryota; Fungi; Ascomycota; Pezizomycetes; Pezizales; Tuberaceae.
AUGCGUUACUUGUUUGUAACUAGUGAGAACACGAAUCGCAUUCACGCUCUGAUUUCCUGGCUGCUUCAUAUUUUGCUUGGACAGGCUAGUGAGGAAGUAUACCUGAUAUCCAAUGCGCCGAGCAGAUAUUGUGAUACAGAUUUUUUUGCUAAAUCCUCGGUUUUUAUUGAGAAUCAUGGCAAACAUCGAUACCUUUAGUUAGGUUGUAUGCCGUUGUUAGUUGAAUGAAAACUAGGCUUCGGCAAACAUCCUCUU